Molecule: messenger RNA, 468 nt
Organism: Protomyces lactucae-debilis
Lineage: Eukaryota; Fungi; Ascomycota; Taphrinomycetes; Taphrinales; Protomycetaceae
Exons: 2
Coding region: 1-468 (155 amino acids)
Source: RefSeq, a predicted model, not a curated record
AUGUCGGCAAAGAAAGGCGGGCCCUCGAGCAAGCUCAUGUCGAUGAAGUUCAUGAUGAACGCAGCAGAUAAGGAAGCUGCGAAAGUGGCAGAAGCGGCGCAAGUCAAAGUCAUCAGUGACUCGCACUGGAAGCUGUCAUUCAAGGAUAAGUCAAGAAAUGCGGAAGCGUCAGAGGCACAAGUCAUCUACGCGCCCUCAUACACGAGCUUUAUUGAAACAGAAACUGGAGGCCGUCGUAGCUUUGGUAAAAAGGCCGAGGAGAAGCAAGAGGAUGUCAAGGAUAGCGACGAUGCGCUCGGUGAGAGUGAUGAUGAAACGCCAGAGGACGCUUUUGCACGGCGGCAAGCAGAGAAGGAGACGGAUCGCGACACACUUCGCAGUAUGCAUGGUGCUUCGAGUCUGUCUGGUGCAGCGAAGCGGAAACCUGCAAAAAGUGAUGAGUCGAUCAAGAAGAAGCGCAAGAAGUGA